Drosophila eugracilis is the source of this 8657-nucleotide messenger RNA. RefSeq names its product protein eyes shut (gene eys). Gene Ontology annotation, biological process: heterophilic cell-cell adhesion; establishment or maintenance of epithelial cell apical/basal polarity. Gene Ontology annotation, cellular component: plasma membrane; protein-containing complex. Gene Ontology annotation, molecular function: calcium ion binding. Lineage: Eukaryota; Metazoa; Arthropoda; Insecta; Diptera; Drosophilidae. The record is from RefSeq and is a predicted model, not a curated record.
UCUUGUAAAUAAGCCGAAACCAGACGAAGUUGCGACCAAAAGCGGUUUGCCAGGCACAUUCGGGCGAUGAACAUUUUCUGUGGUCAGCAUAAAGGUGAAGGGUCAUGGAAAAAGGACUAAAAGGAGAGUUGGAGCCAAAAAUUCCACAGCCUUUGCGUUAUUUGUCAUCAUUAUUGCCUGGGUCUCUUGGUUAAAGUGUUUUUAAAAGCUUUUUGAUGUUAGAAACACGGCACUAAGUAAGGGAAAUUUUGAACUAAAAAUUUAAAAAUAUGAUAGGUAAAGUAAUUACUUUAGAAAUUUGUCUUCUUCUUACUAAAUUUUAGUCAUCAAAUAUAGAAGUAAUCGAAUUUAUAUCAUGUUUUAUUUUCAGUUUUCCCAUAACCUAAACCCCAAGCUAACCACAAGGCAAAUAUAUUACCAACCCUUGUUAGCGUGUCCUGAAAAUCUUGACUAACCAAAAGCAAACCUUUAGUGCCGCACCCUCUAACCAAAAAGGGAGCUCCUCAAUCAAUUAAAAUCGUUUCGUUGAAAAGCCACCCCGAAAAAAAAUCCCCGUCAUAUGUUGGCCAACGAAGAAGAAAGCCGGCUUAAAAGAAAGCGGGCCAACACACAAAAACGUAAACAAACCGGCAAAAUGCGAAUCCACCACCUGACCAAAAGGAAAAAUCGGAAAACUGAAAGCCACCAAAUUGCCCAAAACAAUAAAGGGAAAGAGAGUCUGAAAGUCUGGCAGAUAAGAGAGAGAGAGCGCCAGGGAAAUUCUAUUACCUUAGGUGGAAAAUGCAUAAUUCACGACAGAAUUUCCCGGCUCGUUUUGCUGGACUCGGCAAUAUCGGGAACGAUGGCUCGAAGGAAGCUCGAGGCGAACCAGUUGACGGCGAGCCGUGCGAGCAGACGGUCGUGUUUCAGUCGCAUUUCCUUUGAGGAAAAGUACCCGAUACCCCAACAUAGAAAAUCCAUCAUAACCAUCGACACAAGUGCAACGUUGCUGUGAGCAGCACCAACCAAAAAAACAGCUGAAAAACUGUGUGCGAAUUCGAUUAAAAAAAACGCAGGAUAUUCCGUUGUAAUAUCCUUGCCAAGCAAAUAGAAAAAAAGACUAAAAAAAAAAAUAAAAGGAAAUUUUGAAAAAACAAACGGAUUUUGCUUGUUUACAAGUCUUGCGGUCAGGACUUUUACGGAUUUUCAGGGGAGUUAGUCGUGUUAGUUUGUGUGGUUUUGUCCGCCCGACCCGGUUCCCUGUGUGUUUGUGUUGUGCUGCUGCAAAGUGGAAGAUGCCAUGGCAACACAUUGCUAAUCGAUGACGUGACCAAAAACAACAACAACAAAAACAACAACCAAAAAGGAAACAAAGCAACAGAAACAACUUUGAAAAAACAGGACCACCCCCCAACUUCACAUUUGGGAUAACACAAGGAUAAUGACCAUAAACUGACUUGAUUGCAAAUUGAAAUGGCAGCAACAAUGUGAACGACCAGAAGAGCAACAAUACCAGCGAAGAGCACUGAAAAUAAGUAGCAUAAAAAGAGUAAAGAAAGAGUGGAAAAUAGAAAACUAUCUGGAUAGAAACGAACGAAAUCAUAAACAAGAAUGCGAAGCAUUUGCAGAGGACUGUGAGCUGCAAGGAUGAUGCAAUGCGAAGGCGACGCAGAUUGCAUUCAAGGACCGCUGGGCCAGCAAACAAUCAGUGGGGCAAACAAUGAGAACUAAUAAAGCACUUAAGCUUAUAGACGACCAGCGACAACAAGGACACCCAAGUGGAAGCAAGUCUCCAGCAGCAGCAUAGCAGCAGCAGCAGCAGCAUCAAUCAAAAUAAGAUUCACCCUGCCACGGGUCGUAUGAUCAACGUGCAUCAAUUUGAUAUACAGACAAUGGCGGAAUCGCCUCAAAUUAGACGCAACAUGGUUCCCCAUUAUGCCACAUUGCCUUCGAAGGACUGUGAUGAUGGGGCCAAUACAGUUUCUAGGGCAACAACACCGCUGACAGCCAAUGGUGCCACAACCACUGGGCUAACUGUUACCGUUACCCCGAAAGACAUGCAACGAAACCACCUGCUAAAGAUGCCAACAGCAACAAUAGAGAAACCAACGAUAACAGCCACCAGCACCAGCACCACUAGAAAAUCAUCAACAGCCGUUCGGUAUCCAUCCCCGACAUUAAGGAUAUUAGCCAAGGGUCUGCUGCUACCCAUCCUGAUCCUGGGCAUCCUCGUGGGCAGCAGCCAGGCGGGAUUCGCUUGCCUCAGCAAUCCCUGUGUGUUUGGCGUGUGCAUCGAUGGCCUGAACAGCUCGUAUUCGUGUUACUGCAUUGAUGGCUACACAGGGAUCCAGUGCCAAACGAAUUGGGACGAAUGCUGGUCGAGUCCUUGUCAGAACGGCGGGACAUGUGUGGACGGUGUGGCCUACUACAAUUGUACGUGUCCGGAAGGAUUUUCUGGAUCUAGUUGCGAGGAGAACGUCGACGAAUGCAUGUCGAAUCCCUGCCAGAAUGGAGGACUUUGCCGGGACAGAACCAAUGGCUACAUAUGCACCUGCCAACCGGGCUACCUGGGUUCCCACUGCGAACUGGACGUGGCUGUCUGCGAGACAGGAACCGGAGCCCGUUGCCAAAAUGGUGGUGAGUGCAUCGAGGGUCCAGGACUGGAGUUCACCUGCGAUUGUCCCGCAGGCUGGCAUGGUCGAAUUUGCCAGGAGGAGAUCAAUGAAUGCGCCUCUUCGCCCUGCCAAAAUGGUGGAGUCUGCGUGGACAAACUGGCGGCCUACGCCUGCGCCUGUCCCAUGGGUUAUACGGGCAUCAAUUGCGAGGAGGAGAUUCUCAUUUGUGCCGACAAUCCGUGUCAGAAUAAUGCAUUGUGUCUGAUGGAAGAGGGUGUGCCCACAUGCUAUUGUGUUCCCGAUUACCAUGGCGAAAAGUGUGAGUUCCAGUAUGAUGAGUGCCAAUUGGGUCCACGCUGCAUGAAUGGUGGUGUUUGUAUCGACGGAGUGGAUACCUUCUCUUGCUCAUGUCCUCCACUCCUAACUGGCAUGCUAUGUGAGUGCUUGGUGGUGGGUGAGGAGUCCUUGGACUGCAAUUACACGGCACCAGCUACGCAAGCGCCUCCAAGGAGAACCACCACCACAUCUACAAUGGCCCCACCCACAGUGAGGCCAGUUACUCCGCCGGAGACAACGGUACCGCCUACUGUAUCCGAAGAAGUAGAGGUUGUUAUAGUUACCACAGCUGCCCCUUCAGAAGUGGCAACCUCUGUGUCAUCCUCAUCUACUUCUUCUUCAUCAGAGGAAGCUGUUUCCGUGGAGAUAAAAGUGCCGACUAUGGCUCCGCCAGAAAGCGAUAGUCAUAGCAUAUCCGUAGAGCAGACCACUGUCGCUCCAGCACAACCUGAACCGGAAUCCGAACAAGAACCAGAAACUAAGCCUCAACCACCACUCGAAUCGGAAUCCCAAUCGGAAACUGAAGAGGAAAUAAUACCGGGCACCACAGCUCGACCGCCAACUAGUAGAUCCUCCAGUUCCAGUUCCUCAGAAGAAUCACCCAGCAUCUUUACAACUUUACCACCUUUGCCGGGAAAAUCUCAAACCUCUUCGUCGGCGGAGAGUUCGGGUGAAGUGGUUACCUCCGAAGAAUACACAACCGUACCGCAUUUCGAAGUUAGUGGCAGUAAGAGCGAGAGUGGCAGUGAAGAAGUCACCACAUUGCGACCCACUGCAGCACCCAGCAUCACAAUCUCAGUGGAUGUCACCUCAUCCAGUAGCAGUAGUUCCGAAUCCGUGGAAAUAGUCACUACACCAGCUCCAAUUUUUGUCCAGAGAGUGACAACGAUCGAGACUAGCAUUACCAUUGACUAUGUGACACCAACACCACCACCGUCGGAAGCCACCACCCAACGGGUGGUGCCUGUGCCCAGGCCCACAUUUGCCACAGAACCACCGUUGGAUGUGAUGGAAACCACUGCCUCUACGCACCACCUUUGGACGGAGGUGCCCACCACGGCGGCUCCUUUCUUCACGGAAUAUCCAGCCGAAGUUCUGAUCACGACACAUCGAACCAGUGCUGGCAGAUUUACCACAGUCCAACCACCUGUUGAGGCUACCACCACCUCACCCACUGAUGAUUCAUCCAUGGAGUUACCCACUACGCAUAUGCCCCAAGUUGUGAUAACAAUAUUGGAUCCAAAUGCCAACAUUCCUCCUCUGAUCACAACCACUGAAUUGCCAACGACCCAUCAUCACCACCACCAUCAUCAUCACCAGGAACCGGAGGGUACCACUCUGCAGCCUCUCGAAGAAGACGAGCAUCAUCAUCAUCACCACCACCAUCAUCAUCAUGAUGAUAUCACUACUCCACCGCCAGUGGAGAUAACUACAGGUCCUCCCUUGCAAACGGAGGAUUUGGUUGGUGUACAGGAACCCGCUGUAGUGACCACAGAAGGGCCUGUUAUUCCGGCCGAGACAACAGUGGUUCCAGCAGUGACGGUGGUGCCCGUUACGAUUGUACCACUUGGAACUCCAGCACCACCUGCCACGGCAGUUCCUAUUCCUCCAGCAACUACAGCUCCUCCAACUCCUCAAGCUACUGAGCCGCCAACAGUGGCGCCAACACCGCAACCUACUGCUCCACCCACUCUACCCCCGGUAACCCUUCCUCCAGUGACCCUGCCACCGCCAACAAUACCACCAACUCCUCCAUCCACGCAAUCUGCACAAACUUUACCGCCACCAACGUCGGCCAUAAAUGUUUACACCACACCCGAGGGACCACCAACGGCCUCCCAAACGAAGCCAUCGGUCACGGAGAGCAGUGAGGAAGUGGAGGGCGCCAAUACGGUUUCCACUGGCGGAAGGGGAUCCGGAGGUGUACCCGAGGAGAAGGCAGGCGAUGUCGAUUGCAUCAAGCUGGGCUGUUACAAUGGCGGCACCUGCGUAACCACAUCCGAAGGAUCGCGGUGUGUCUGCCGCUUUGACCGCCAGGGACCUCUUUGCGAGCUGCCCAUUAUCAUCCGGAAUGCCGCCUUCUCUGGCGACUCUUAUGUGUCGCACCGCAUCUACAAGGACAUCAGUGGCCACGAGUCCUUGGACGCCGUCCUACCGAUGCAUAUCCAACUGAAAGUGCGAACGCGAGCCACCAACGGACUGAUCAUGCUGGCGGCUGCUCAGGGUACCAAGGGGGGUCACUACAUGGCCCUCUUCCUGCAGAAGGGCCUUAUGCAGUUCCAGUUCUCCUGCGGAUUGCAGACAAUGCUGCUGAGCGAACUGGAAACGCCGGUGAACACGGGCCACGAAAUUACCAUUCGAGCUGAAUUGGACUUCAGUCGGAAUUACACACACUGCAAUGCCUCGCUGCUGGUGAACGACACGUUGGCCAUGUCCGGGGAUCAGCCCACCUGGCUGAAGCUCCUGCCACCCCGUCUCCAUACCCCGGACGCCAUACUGAACACCUGGCUUCAUCUGGGCGGAGCGCCCCAGGCACCGAUUGGCCUGAUUAUCGAACUGCCGCCUGCCCAGAGCGGCACCGGCUUCACCGGCUGUCUCCAUACGCUCCGCAUCAACGGACAGGGUCGAGAGAUAUUCGGAGAUGCCCUAGAUGGAUUUGGCAUUACGGAAUGCGGCUCUUUGGCCUGUCUAUCGAGUCCUUGUCGCAAUGGCGCCGCCUGCAUAAAGAUCGAAACCAAUGAUCUGGACGAGAAUGGCGAGAAGGCGGAGAAAUGGAAAUGCAAAUGUCCCACUGGCUAUAUGGGACCUACCUGCGAGAUAUCCGUCUGCGAGGACAACCCUUGUCAGUACGGUGGAACCUGCGUACAAUUUCCGGGAAGCGGUUAUCUCUGCCUAUGCCCACUGGGCAAACAUGGCCACUACUGCGAGCACAAUCUUGAGGUGGCCCUGCCUUCCUUCUCCGGCAGCGUCAAUGGACUCUCUUCGUUUGUGGCCUACACAGUGCCCAUACCCCUGGAGUACUCACUCGAGCUGAGCUUUAAGAUCCUACCACAAACCAUGUCUCAAAUUUCACUCCUGGCCUUUUUCGGCCAGUCGGGUUAUCACGAUGAGAAGAGCGAUCACCUGGCGGUGAGCUUCAUCCAGGGGUACAUAAUGCUCACUUGGAAUCUGGGAGCUGGACCUCGUCGCAUUUUCACCCAGAAACCCAUUGAUUUCCGACUGGAUGCUCCUCGAGUUCCCUACGAAAUCAAAGUGGGCCGCAUUGGUCGACAGGCCUGGCUUUCGGUAGAUGGAAAGUUUAAUAUUACAGGUCGUUCGCCGGGAAGUGGCAGUCGAAUGGAUGUACUCCCCAUUUUGUAUCUUGGAGGUCAUGAGAUAGCCAACUUCAAUACGUUGCCACAUGAUUUGCCAUUGCACUCUGGGUUCCAAGGUUGCAUUUACGAUGUGCAAUUGAAGGCGGGACAGGUUACGGUGCCACUUCAGGAGACACGCGGGGUCAGAGGUCGCGGCGUGGGUCAGUGCGGAACCAGAGAAUGCCAUCGACACGCCUGCCAGCACGAUGGCGCCUGUCUUCAGCAUGGAGCAACCUUUACUUGCAUCUGCCAAGAGGGCUGGUAUGGUCCACUGUGCGCCCAACCCACUAAUCCCUGCGACUCCUUCAAUAACAAGUGCUACGAGGAUGCCACUUGUGUGCCAUUGGUCAAUGGCUAUGAAUGUGAUUGUCCUGUAGGUCGAACAGGGAAAAACUGCGAAGAGGUAAUCCGAUCUCUGAGCGAUGUAUCCUUGACCGGAAGACGUUCGUAUCUGGCGGUUCGUUGGCCAUAUCUAUAUGAUGGUGGGGAUAAGCUGGGAGCCAAGCGCUCUCAAAUGGUCAGCUAUCGAAACUUUACCAAAAAGUUAAUGCCACCGAAACCCAUAACCACACCCAGCACACACUUUGUGAUGAAACUGUUGAAUGAGGUGGAAAAACAGCGCAGUUUUUCCCCAGUUCCCUUAAUGGGAUCGAAGACUUUCGAGGAGCACCAUCGAGUGCAGUUCUUCUUUAUCGAAUUCCAACUGCGUCCCCUCUCGGAAAGAGGAUUACUCCUGUACUUCGGCACCCUGAACAACAAUCAGGAUAAGAAGAUUGGAUUUGUAUCACUUUCCCUGCAGGGUGGAGUGGUGGAAUUCAGGAUUUCUGGUCCCAGUACCCAUGUGACGGUAGUGAGGAGUGUUCGUAUGUUGGCCAUCGGCGAGUGGCACAAGAUCAAGAUGGCACAGCGCGGCAGAUGGUUGACUUUGUGGGUAGAGGGCAGUGCUUCAUCAGCAUUGGCUCCUUCUGCAGAGGUUCUCGUCGAACCGGACUCUUUGCUCUAUAUUGGAGGACUCAAAGAUGUGUCGAAGCUGCCGCAUAAUGCCAUCUCCGGAUUCCCCAUCCCCUUCAGGGGUUGUGUUCGUGGAUUGGUGGUUAGCGGAACUCGCAUAGUGCUCAACGAAACCAACAUUGUGGAAUCGCGUAAUAUUCGAGACUGUGAUGGCACCGCAUGUGGCGGAGAUUCCUGUGAAUCUGGCGGACAUUGUUGGCUGGAUGAGAAGCUGCAACCGCACUGCAUCUGUCCGGAAUAUGCCAAAGGUGAUCGCUGUGAAUAUUCGGAGACCUGCAAGCUCAUUCCGUGCAAAAAUAAUGGAAGAUGUCUGAGAAGUGGACGCUGCUCGUGUCCAAAUGGUUGGGGAGGCUUCUACUGUGAGAUUGCCAUGAGCAAACCAACAACGCCGAGCUUCCGUGGCAACAGUUACCUGAUCUUGCCGCCGCCACGAAUUCCAAUGAAAGACAAGAGACGGGGACCCUCUCUCUAUGUCCGCCCCCGCGAAGCCAUCCAAGUUUCGCUGAAUUUCUCGACCAUCGAACCGGACGGACUGCUCCUUUGGAGCGAGCACGAAAAGAGUAAGUUCCUGGGUCUAGGAUUGGAAGCGGGUCACCUGAAGUUGGCCAGUAAUCUUUUGGGCAGUACCAACGAUACGGUUAGGGCUCCGGCCAGUGGUUUUAUAGCCGACGGAGCUUGGCAUUGGACGAGUAUACUGUUGGAUCGAUCGAGACUGGAACUUCAGCUAGAUGGCGAAGUGAUCUUCACGGAGAGAUUACCCGAGAAUGGCAGAUCCUGGGCCUCCACAACCCCGAGAACAACUAUAGCGGGCAGGCGCAAGAAUUCCAACAAAGAGCCAACAAUUAGCUACGAGGAUGUCUUCUACUUGGGCGGUUUUCCCAAUUCGGACUCGGUGAGCAGGCGCACAAAAGGCCGGUUCUUCGAUCCGUUCAAGGGCUGCCUGCAGGACAUCCAGUUCGGAGCUGAACCCACAGCGAUUAUCAGCGAUUUCUCGACGUACCAGGGCGAGAACAUUGGAUCCUGUGAUCUGCACGGCGAUGAGCCUUUAAUUGUAUAGGAAACAAAAUCAAAAGUAACAUGGAGUAAUGGAUAAAUCGGAGUUACGAAUCUGUAGAACACUUUGAUCAAUUUAGAUUAUCAAGAUUGGCAAUAUUCUUGAGAAGCUAAUUGAGGACGCGAUAUAUAGAGAGAACUACUUGUAAGCUAAGUGAUAAGCGAGUUUAUAUAGGAAGUGUGGGGGGAAUCCCCUGCCAGAAUCAAUAUAUACACACAGUUUUUGGGCAAAGCUAUCGAUAAAAGACAGACGAAUAAAAGAAAAGAAAUGGAACGUAAUUUUGUAAAUUUUAUAGAAAUAAAUGAAAAA